AAUGUGCAAGAACGAAACUUAAUUAGAACGGUAGCAAGAGGAGCACGGGCCGUACGACCUUUAUAUAUAGGCGGGUGGAAUGGUGAGCAGCUACCCACUUGAUCGAUCAACAACACAGGGAAGCAUCUCCAUUCCCCUUGGGCAAUAGAGUAGCUAGCUAGCUGCUGCUCCUUUCCUGUGUUCCCCCAAAACAACGGCGUUCAACUGAUCGAUCAUGGCGACGAGCGAGCUAGAAUCACCCCCGCCGCUGCCGCUGCUGCUGUACGCGGCGAUGGGCGCUGUUCUGGCGUGGUGCGCCGUGCGGGUGGCGGAGUGGGCUUGGUGGAGGCCGCGGAGGCUGGAGCGGGCGCUGCGCUCGCAGGGCCUCCGCGGCACGGCGUACCGGUCGCUGGCCGGCGACGCGGCGCUGGGCGUGCGGCUCAACGGGGAGGCCAGGUCCCGGACCUUGCCGCUGCGCUGCCACGACGUCGUGCCCCGGGCGAUGCCCAUGUUCCACCAGGCCAUGAAGGAGCACGGUAAAAUAUCGAUCACCUGGUUUGGGCCGGUGCCUAGAGUGACGAUCACCAAGCCCGAGCUGGUGCGAGAAGUUCUGUCCAACAAGUUCGGCCACUUCGAGAAGCUCAAGCUCGGUCGUCUUCAGAGGAUGCUGCACAACGGUGUGGGCAGCCACGAAGGCGAAAAGUGGGCCAAGCACAGGAGGAUCAUCAACCCUGCCUUCCAUCUGGAGAAGCUCAAGCGCAUGUUGCCGGCCUUUGCGGCAUGUUGCACGGACCUGGUGCAGAGAUGGGAAGGUUUAUCCGCAGGCGACAAGCCUUACGAGGUCGAUGUCUGGCCUGACAUGCAGAACCUGACAGGGGAUGUCAUAUCCCGCGCCGCAUUCGGCAGCAGCUACCUCGAAGGCAGGAGGAUCUUCCAGCUUCAGGGCGAGCAGGUUGAACUCGCCGUGAUGGCCAUGAACAAGAUCCAUAUCCCGGGUUACAUGUUCUUGCCUACGAGAGCCAACCGAAGGAUGAAGCAGAUCGCUGCAGAGAUCGAGAGGAUCCUGAAAGGCAUCAUCGCGAAAAGGGAGAACGCCUUGAGAGCCGGCGAAGCCGCAAGCGACGAUCUUCUCGGGCUGCUGCUGGAGUCAAACAUGGCACACUGCAGCAGCGGGGACGGCAACUCGAAGGCCGGCAUCACGACCGACGACGUGAUCGGGGAGUGCAAGCUGUUCUACUUCGCCGGCAUGGAGACCACGUCGGUGCUGCUGACGUGGACGAUGAUCGUGCUCUGCAUGCACCCGGAGUGGCAGGACCGCGCCAGGGAGGAGGUCCUAAAUGUCUUCGGGGAGAACCAGCCGGAUUACGACGGAUUAAGCCGCCUCAGAACCGUGACGAUGGUGUUGUACGAGGUGCUGCGGCUGUACACGCCGCUGACGACGCUCCACCGGAAGACGUACAAGCCGAUGGAGCUGGGCGGGGUCAGGUACCCGGCGGGCGUGGUGCUGAUGCUGCCGCUGCUGUGCGUGCACCACGACAAGGAGGUGUGGGGCGCGGACGCGGACGAGUUCAGGCCGGAGAGGUUCGCGGAGGGGGUCUCCAGGGCGUCCGCGGACGCGCCGGCGUUCUUCCCGUUCGGCUGGGGCCCGCGGAUCUGCGUCGGACAGAACUUCGCGCUGCUCGAGGCCAAGAUGGGGAUCGCCAUGAUCCUGCAGCGCUUCUCCUUCGAGCUCUCGCCGUCCUACGCGCACGCGCCGUUCCCCGUCGGCCUGCUGCAGCCAGAGCACGGCGCGCAGAUCAACCUCAAGAGGCUUCGGUAAAGCUAAUGUGUUGUGUCGAUCCGCAUGUACAGCAUAACCGGUGUGGGUGCUGAGAAUCACUCGAGCACUCGAAUUACGGAAAAUGGGAGGAAAGCAAAACUACUUUUGUAACGAGGACUGGUAUUUAACAUCACUUUAUUGAUCAUCCUACGGCUCGAGUGUUGUGGCGAGUCAUUUUUGUGU
Messenger RNA from Brachypodium distachyon (stiff brome), 1981 nucleotides. Its product is annotated as cytochrome P450 72A15. The coding region runs from base 215 to 1798 and encodes 527 amino acids. Gene Ontology annotation, molecular function: heme binding; oxidoreductase activity, acting on paired donors, with incorporation or reduction of molecular oxygen; iron ion binding. The transcript is spliced from 5 exons. The record is from RefSeq and is a predicted model, not a curated record. Lineage: Eukaryota; Viridiplantae; Streptophyta; Magnoliopsida; Poales; Poaceae.